AUGGGAUCAAAAAGUGGUAAAUAUGAGAUUGAUCAUGAUAAUUUUGUACAAUUUGAAGAUGAAACUUUAUCAGCGUUCUCAUCAAGUUCGAACGGAUCAAUAGCUAGUGAAAGAUUGAGAAAAGAAGAAGCUUUUUUAUCAACAUUCGUUCAUUCAAAUUUCUCAAAUGAUAUAUUAUCAUCAAAGAUGGAUAACUUAACACUUGUUUGGCUUGAUACAGAAAUGAAUAAUCGACCAGAUAGUAUUGAUACUCAAAUAAGACUAAAAAAUGUUAUUAAUUAUCUUCGAAUAUUUGAUCAAGUUGAUGCAUGUGAACGAUAUAUUAAACGAAUAGGUGAAAUGAAUAAUAUUAAUAAAAUCAAUGAAGAAAAAUUACUUUUGGUGAUUUCAACAACAGUUCCCUUCCCAAUUAUUUCAUAUUUUCAUGGUUUUACUCAAGUGAAAGAUAUUUAUAUAUAUGGAAAAUCAAAAACGAAUUCUUCAGUUAUCCAACAAUUUGUAAAAAAUCAUUGCAAGGUAUAUAUACAAUAUUAUAAUAUUCUUUGA
Rotaria sp. Silwood2 is the source of this 546-nucleotide messenger RNA. Lineage: Eukaryota; Metazoa; Rotifera; Eurotatoria; Philodinida; Philodinidae. The record is from the annotation of a GenBank genome assembly.